Molecule: messenger RNA, 1719 nt
Organism: Rotaria sp. Silwood2
Lineage: Eukaryota; Metazoa; Rotifera; Eurotatoria; Philodinida; Philodinidae
Source: the annotation of a GenBank genome assembly
AUGACAGGAGAAGAUGGGCGACGUGAAAUUCAACGGGACAUACUACGUAUUAUGCAACAAUUGCAACAAGAAGAUGAAUCACAGGUACGAUCGGUUGCAUCUCUGGCUACACCAUUGCAUCAGCAAUAUGUACAACAGCAACAAUUAGUACGGCAAACUGUUCCAGAAUCUGAUGAUGAGCUUCUACUGAUACUCACACAACGGCAACAACAAGAAGAAAAUAUGGACACAAUGCCACCUCAACAGCAACACCACUUCCAACAACAACAACAACAACAACAGCCAGUUGAAAAUUAUAUACCGUUAACAUUAAAGGAGCACAAUAAAGACCGAUGUGCAUAUUUGCCUACUUUUCCUUAUUUGAAUUCAUGCAAACCAAAUGAAAUUCCUCUUUUAUUAGCUAAUGUGUCAACAAGUAUCUUAGGUCCGAAUGAUUUAACUCGUCGAUACGCUACUUGUUAUGAGGGUCCAUUCAUUCCAAUAAUUCUAAGUGAUCAAAUGAAUUCAUACAUGUAUGAUUGUUUUAAACGAGAUUUUAAUGAUUUAAUUGAACGCUUAAAAAUUAAUCCAGCCAUAAUAGAUUUUAAUCUUGGACGUUUGCGACGUAUUGUUGAAAGAUUUCAACUUUUACAAAUGGUAUUUUCUCGACGAUUUACUCAAUGGAACAAGAAUAAUAUUCCAGUAUAUGCACAACACGAUAUAAACUUCCCAAAUAAUCUACUUAAACUUAAUGAAAUUGAAUUAAAAAUAGGCUUAGAAUUUUUCUUACAAAUUGACGUCGAUCUUUUCUACAUGAAAACAUGUACCUUUCUUAAUGCAUGGCCUCGAUCUUUAGACGAAGGUGUAUUUUGUAAAUCACACUUACCUUUGGUACGAUACAGUUUUCAAGCUUGUGAGAAGAUUUCUUGCACAUUAUGUGAAUCACCAUCGACAAUUAUUCAAUCUGAUUCCUGUCGAACACAUCGCUUUCUAAACGGUUAUUAUGCAAUUCUCAAUUGUCCAGUUACGUGCCAAACGAAAAACAUCAUCUAUACUUUAACUUGCCCAUGUGGUGAAUAUGAUUUUAUUGGAUCAACAUCUUCCCAUAUAUUAGAAGUGAUUGAAUCUAUUCGAGAAAAUGGCAAUCAAUAUAUGCAUGAAACAUUAAUAUCUGCAAAUUCACCUUUCGGUUCACAUCAAGAUACGAACAAUUUUUUGCAUAAUCAAAAAGAAUUCAUUCGUUUAUAUCAACACUCAGCACGUUGUGCUAAAGUCAUUCAAUUAUUUUUAAAUGUGAAUCCAGACUAUGAUUGUUUUAUACCUAUGACUUAUGAGCAAGCCAUGGUGGAUGAUAGAAAUAAAAUUAUAGAACUAUCACCUGUGAGUGAUUUUAGUGACUUAUUUAUUCAACAUGUACCAAUACCACCGAAGGGUUAUAUGUUUUCAAAUUAUCAACAAGAAAAACAAAGAAAAUUCUUUGAAAAGUUACAUUUCAUAAAAAGUCACGAUGAAAAACUGUUUACACCAGUUGAUUUUUAUAAUUUUUCGGUUAUAGCUGUUCUACCAGAAAAUUGUUCUACAUUAUUACGUCAAACACUAGAAUGUCUCUUUGCAACACAUGCCGAAACAAAAUUAAAUAUGUUCAAUUUACGUACAAAAGAUACACACGAAUUAUAUGCAUUUCCUUAUCAUAGAGUAUGGUGUGAGAAUAUCAUACGUUCAUCGCCGAUGACUUCGUAG